AUGGUAAUUGUUCCUGACAAGGAGGAAGAUCUGGCUGAAGAGGAGGAUAAACCAGCUUCUCAGGAAAAGAUUGUGGUGCCUACCAAAGAGGUCCACGAAGCCAGAAAAGAAAAGAAGACGUCACUCAAGAACACUGACGAGAGGGAGGCCAAAACACCACUCAACGAUGCUGAGAAAGAGAUCAGGAAAGAGAAGAAGGCCUCACUCAAAGCUGUUGAGAGAGAUAGCGAGAGGGAGAAAUCGCCGCGCAAAUCACCACGUAAAGAUACAGAAAGGAAAGAGAAGAAGGUGUCGCUCAAGGCUGUCGAGAAAGAAGAACGAGACGCCAAGUCGCCGCGGAAGGAUAGUAGGAAGGCGUCAAUCAUAAACCUUGAAUUAACAGAUGCUGGCAAAGAAACCAGGAAGGAGAAGAAGGCGUCACUCAAAGAUGGUGAGAAAGAACCACUUGGUGACAUAUCGCCACGCAGACUUGGGGAAAUAUCGCCACGCAGUGGAAAAGAGAUGCUGAAAGAGCAGCAGCAGCAACACGGUAGCCUGGCAGCGAUUCGCGUAUCAGUACUCUACAAUCAAACCGAUGGGAAUGUUCUGACUGGGAGCUGUGGUCCGGCUGUUUCAGAGCAUGGAGAAGCUGGAACCUUCGAUCAUGGUGGUGGACAAGGACGUCCUGACGAGGCCAAAGUCCGAGAGGAGUGA
Messenger RNA from Selaginella moellendorffii, 693 nucleotides. Its product is annotated as translation initiation factor IF-2-like. Lineage: Eukaryota; Viridiplantae; Streptophyta; Lycopodiopsida; Selaginellales; Selaginellaceae. The record is from RefSeq and is a predicted model, not a curated record. The transcript has 3 exons. The coding region runs from base 1 to 693 and encodes 230 amino acids.